AUGUGUUCAAAGACAGCACGUCGCAGGUGCGGCACGCCCAAGCAGACGUGGUCGCUGGUGUUCCGCGCCUCCACGCACGGCUUCAGCGCGCACGCCUUCCACGCGCGAUGCGACGGCGUCGCGCCCGUGCUGCUACUCGUGCAGCUACCGCGCGGCGAGAUCAUAGGCGGCUUCAGCACGUCUGGCUGGGCGGCGCCGGGGGCGGGGGCGGCCGGCGCGGGGGCGGGCGGCUACGUGCCGGCCGAGCGCGCGCUGCUGUUCACGCACGACCCGCCCGCCAAGUACCCGCUCGUGAAGAACUCGUUCGCGCUCUGCUACCACCCUGAAUGCGGCCCCAUCUUCGGCGCGGGCGCGGACCUGCUGGUGGCGGGCAACUGCCACGCCAACAGCGACAGCUACAGCAACCUGCACUCGUACGGCGACCCGCUCGCGCCCGCCAGCCUCGUGCCCGACUACAACUUCACCGUGCGCGACUACGAGAUAUUCACCUUCGCC
This is a messenger RNA of Brenthis ino (lesser marbled fritillary), 495 nucleotides long. The record is from the annotation of a GenBank genome assembly. NCBI's taxonomy places the organism in Eukaryota, Metazoa, Arthropoda, Insecta, Lepidoptera, Nymphalidae.